This is a messenger RNA of Exaiptasia diaphana, 2355 nucleotides long. Its product is annotated as U3 small nucleolar ribonucleoprotein protein IMP3. Gene Ontology annotation, molecular function: snoRNA binding; rRNA binding; structural constituent of ribosome. Gene Ontology annotation, biological process: rRNA processing. Lineage: Eukaryota; Metazoa; Cnidaria; Anthozoa; Actiniaria; Aiptasiidae. The record is from RefSeq and is a predicted model, not a curated record. The transcript has a single exon. Gene Ontology annotation, cellular component: Mpp10 complex; small-subunit processome; small ribosomal subunit. The coding region runs from base 129 to 677 and encodes 182 amino acids.
UGUGAGGUUUUAUUGCUGGAUUUUUGUAAAAAGGAUCGGAAAAAAAGUUAUCAUUCCUUCGCAAUAUCUGUUAAAUAUUGUCACUUUGGUUAAAGGCAGUAUUAUUGUUUCCCCUAGAGUAUUUUAUUAUGGUCAGAAAGCUAAAAUACCACGAGCAGAAGCUAUUGAAGAAGGUCGAUUUUAUCUCAUGGAAGACUGAUGACAACAUACGCGAAGUGAAAAUUCUUCGUAAAUAUCACAUCCAGAGACGAGAGGAYUACACAAAAUACAACAAAAUAAGUGGUAUUAUCAAAUCGCUGGCCAAUAAGAUCAAAGAUCUUGAUACAAAGGAUCCUUUUCGCGUUGAAGCUACAGACCAACUCCUUACAAAAUUGUACAACAUGGGUUUCAUCACAUCCAUCAAAGGACUAGCGCAAUGCGAAAAGGUCAAUCCAUCUGCAUUCUGUCGUCGUCGUCUCCCUGUGGUUAUGGUUAGACUAAAAAUGGCACAAGCAAUAAAGGACGCUGUCAAGUAUGUUGAACAGGGACAUAUUCGUGUUGGUACAGAAGUAAUCAUGGAUCCAGCAUUCUUAGUGUCCAGGAAUAUGGAGGAUUUUGUCACUUGGACAGACACUUCUAAGAUAAGGAAACAUGUCAUGGCUUAUAAUGACCUUAGGGAUGACUUUGACUUCUCUUGAAUUAAUGGCUAUCAAAUAAUUAUUGUGGAUGUGUAAUAUCAUGUUUAUCAUGAUCUCUGGUGAGCAGAGGGUAUUGAACACUGUUCAUUACUUUCUGUUCAAGCAGUGUGUUUAACUUUUUUGAAAGAGUGAGAAAACAAAUUUUGCUAGCAUAAUUAAGAGCAGGUUCGCAUUGUGACAURAAUAGGGWGCUGGUUCACAAUUGACAUGUGAGCACAAUAAUUAUCUGCUUAUUUUGCUUAUGUCAAAGUUUGUAACCUUUUCUAAGGCCUUGCCUGCAUACGAUGAAAAUCCUUAAUACUCCAGUUUUGAAUUCAUAGUGAAAAAACUGCUGCUUUAUAUGACAAUAUAUUCUCUUGCACAAAGAUCUGACCAAACACAAAAGAGAGCACAAGAAAAUGUUAUUACAAUAGCCUUGAAAUUUGCAUUUUCCCCGAGUUGAGACUUAUACCCUGUAUUCCCAUAAGACCUAAGGUAUGAUGAGCCUUCUGGGAAUACAGGGUUAGCCUCAACUUGGGGAAAAUGUACAUUGUUAGCGCUAUUGUACUAACAAAAUUUCUUUUGUCUUCAGUAUGUUUUUUGUGUAAGGGAAUCUGCUGUGAAAUAUAACAGCGGUUAAUCACUUUGAAUAUUGAGAGGUAUUUUUUUUGAUGGCUCUAGAAUARAUUGAUUAUAUCAGAUAUGCCAAUUUUAUACCUAUUAGGUGAAGUCAGAAACCUACAAGGGACUUGAAACGUGUAACACCUGUACAUUUCUUUAGUGCCACUCGAUGGAAUAUUCGAAGCUCAUUAAAAAUUAAAAAACGAACGCUAUGACCAUAUUUGGAAAAUUUGGCCAUUGGAUAAGAGAUUUAAGGCCCGUUCUGGUUGGCUAUAGGGUAAAUUUAAUUGUUCCAAAUAAGGAARUGAGAUGCAAAUUAUAUAUGAAUAUUCCAGCGGUUGGCACAGCUGUAUAGGUUUCCUUAUAGGUUUCUGGUGAAGURCUAAYAGGAAAGAACCACAAAUUUGUUGGACUCUAAGAAAAUUUUGCUAUUGCUUAUYUGAUGAUAUUGUAGAAUAUUCUAAUUUGAGRUUGUUUCAAGGUUUUUGUGAUACCUUUAUAUUGUAAAAAAUUGCAAAAUUAAAGACAAGCAAAACAAAAAGCUUAUGCAAAAAUGCCCUUAUAUUUAGAAUGAUUAUUUGGUAAAAACAUGAAAUGAAUUGCUAGUCUCCUCGCAGCCGUUCUUAGUGGCAGGCGGGGGACAGGGAGCCCGCCACUAAGAACGGCUGCGAGGAGACUAAUGAAUUGCAUGCCUGUGAAAUAUUUUGGGAAAUGCACAGGAAAUUACUAUAAAUAAGGUAUUCUUUUUCCUGGUCACCAACAAACUUAAAAUAUUUCCUGAGAAAUCUCACACGGUCUGUCUUCCUAUAAAUCAUAGAUUUUACCUUUCUAAGUAAACCAUUGUCAUCUUUUAUUGCAUUCUUUUAUGCACAAAAGUUAUAAUUAUUAGUCAUUAUUAGAGGAAUUUUGCAUGACRUAUAUUUAUAUGAUAAUGUAAAAAUGACAGCGAGAAGAAAUGCAAGAAUACGUAUGUUUACUGAGACUUGACAGUUUGAAUUAUUGGUUAUAUCAAAAACCAUUGAUUAAUUGAAUUAAAAUUUUGGUUCAUUGCUAAUAAAAUUAUAGAAAACAUAAUGGA